CGCAUCAUUGUAAAGUAGUGAUAAACAUGGCGGUGUAAAUACAUUAACAGCGGUCGCUUGACAAAAACAACGGAAGUCGGAAAAGUUAAAUUGGGCUAUAAAUAAUCGAGGAAAGGACCAUUCAAACAUACCACAGCCAACAGCCAGAAGCAUCCUUGACUGUGUAAUAAAGUUAGGCUCGGCCCGGAUGAUAACUUGUCAAUAGCCCUCAGCGUGCCAGAGCACUUUGCAAAAUUGCAAGGGUACGACAGUACAACACCAGUUUGCCGUGCUCGUUGCUUUGAGAAGGUAAAGACAAGUUUAAGUGGCUCUGCUGCAAAACUGUGGUAACGACGCCCAGCUGCAGGUAAAAGAGGGUUGCCCCACUACUUAGCACCACCGUAUUUCCCAGGCCGCGCGUCAAGGCAGAAAACCUGGACGGUCCAGGGGAGAGGCCCCGGUUGCCCUUUGGCGUGCCAGUACCAGGAAUGCCGGUCCCAAUGGACGGACGAGAGCAGGGCUAUAUGCCGAGGCACACACCGUUUGUCAGCCAGCCUGACUACCGAAUUUACGAGCUGAACAAGAGGCUACAGCAACGAUCAGAGGAAAGUGAUAAUUUAUGGUGGGAUGCAUUUGCAACUGAGUUUUUUGAAGAUGAUGCCAGCCUCACGCUAUCUUUCUGUUUAGAAGAUGGUCCUAAGAGAUAUGCCAUUGGUAGAACCCUGAUCCCUCGGUACUUCCGUACAGUCUUUGAGGGCGGAGUGACAGACCUGUAUUAUCUCUUGAAGCAUCCUAAGGAGUCAUUUCAUAACACCACCAUAACGCUGGACUGUGAUCAGACAACGAUGGUGACACACCACGGCAAACCCAUGUUCACUAAGGUUUGCACUGAGGGUCGUCUGGUCGUAGAGUUCACUUUUGAUGACCUAAUGCGCAUACGAUCAUGGCAUUUUGCCAUCCGCCAACACAGAGAGCUAAUCCCCAGAAGUGUGGUGGCUAUGCAGUAUCAUUCUCAGGACCCUGCCAUGAUGGAACAACUGUCCAAGAACAUCACCAGACAAGGACUGACCAAUGUCACCCUUAACUAUCUCAGGCUGUGUGUGAUUCUAGAGCCAAUGCAAGAGCUGAUGUCUCGUCACAAGGCCUACAAUCUCAGUCCCAGAGAUUGUCUCAAAGCAACCCUCUUCCAGAAAUGGCAGCGGAUGGUUUCACCCCCUGCCGAAACAAACAGAACACAACCUAAACGUCGGAAGCGCAAAUCUUCAAACAGCUUGCCAGCAGGAGGGAGCAGCAUGUCCAACAACAUGUCAGGAGGCUCCAAGAAAAAAUCCUCUCCCGGCAGCUACAGCAUGUCCACAACACCAGAAGGUGUACCCACGCGUAACGGGCCGGCGGGCCGACACAAGAGCAAACGUAACCGUCCGAGCUCACCACAGCCCGUCCCCAUGCCUCCCUGGAUUCAUGAGUCCGUCUCAGAGGAUGUAAUGGUGGUUGGAGAGCCUUCCCUGAUGGGUGGGGAGUUUGGUGAUGAGGAUGAGCGACUGAUCACUCGCCUGGAGAACCAACAGUUUGAUUCAAACAACGGUAUGGACAAUGAGGAGGAGUUUGAAGCUGGUACCGGCAAGCGACCGUCCUCUGGUGGACCAGGUUCCUGGGCCUCUGCCCCUGCUGACGUCAAACCAACGGUUCCAGUUACCCAGGGCCAGGAUGAAAAAGCAGCCUCUUCAAAUUCAAACUGAAGCAAAGAAACCUAAACAAUAAUCUUAACACCCAACAAACUGUUCACAGAAAUCCAGUCUAACCCCUCCAGAAGUUCUGUGGCAACUCUUGUUGCCUUGCUUUUCUUUCAUCAUUUAAACCACAGAGGGAAACUGAGUAUUGCCCUAUGAACAAAGACACUGUCCAUGCUAAUUGUAAAUGUAAUGUAUAAUGAAUGGCAUAAUGAGAAGUGCCUGGUUAUUCAGGAGCUUUUUUUGUCUGUUCUCCACCGGGGAUGCAAACGUUUGUUGUCCUUACUCUCUAGAAUCCCUGGAAACUUGAUUGGGAUGUCGGUCACCUGGUCCUAAAAUAGGAUUGGAUGCAAUUAUCUCAUUAAGAAAAAGCAAAGCAAAUGACACUUGUGUGUUUGUUUCACAAGGGAUGCUAUGGGUUUGUGGUUGAUUAAAGUGUUAACCAGUUCGCGCUGGAGGCCGUGUAUACAUGCAAAAGUUUUGUGGUUUUCGGAACAGAUGACAGAUAAACACACAGAGAGCGAGGCUGGAAAUAUCUGUCAGCGACCCCCUUGCAGCGAGUGAGGCCAGAAAUAUGAGUGUGCUGCCCGAGGGUGAUGGCUUCAACCCGCCUGGCUUGAGGUCGAGUGAAAAGUAUUCCUGCUCCUCGUUCUGUUCUUGUUUGUCAAAAUAAUCCUGGCGUGAACUGGUUAAUUAAUUGGUCAUCACAUUCUACUCCAUACACAGGGUGCCAACCAGUGUAUACAUGUGACCUGCUCUUUGCUGCUUGGCCACACAACAGUGUCAUCCACAGUUUCUGCACAGAGUCAGUAGUUUGAUGGCAAAUUAUUUGGAAGGGAGAAGGGUGUAUUGGAAAAAAAGUGAGGAUUGAUACGUUUAUUAUGUUUUAUUGGGAGUGGGUUUGGUGUCCUUGAAAAGGACAAUUUUUAGGGAAGGAUGUUUUAGUGAGUCACCUACACUGUUGAAAAGAAUUGACAAUACAUAUGUUGACCUGAUUUAAAAAAAAACAAAAAAAAAAACUGUUACUGAUAUAAAAUAACCAAAGCACCUUCAGGAUUGCUGCUAAGUUCAUGUAUUUUGAUGCAUUGAAUAUGUAUUGCAUAUUCAAAAUUUCAACUUCAAAACAUGCAGAUUUUAAAAGGUGGUCCAUUCAUUAGCAAACAUGUUCUUGCAGUUUGCAGAAAUAUUUUACACUCAUUUUACAACAUUUGGCAGAGGAAAGAUAGUUAUAAACAGAGGGCGCCACUUUCUUAUACAAACUCUUUAUUCAUAUUUAUUAUACUGAGUCAAAAGUUAAUGUGUUUUUAGUUUUGUUCCUGAAAUUACUUGUUUUCCUCUAGUCUUAGGGUGUUUCUGUGUGUUUUUCUUAUAUCAAGAGAGGUGUGUUCCCCCAGGAGUCUGGAAACACCUGUUUAAAGUAUGCAUACUCCUUUUUAAAGUAUGCAUGAGUAAUGUUUUUCAAGAGCUGCAAGAUCAACUAAGGAGGUCAAGUCAUCAUGUUGACUGCAUUGAUGUUAAAUAUCAAGACGGAUGGUGAACAAACAAACAAAUCAAGUUCGAUUUUUGACUGUUCCCCAUUGUUCAGUUUUCCUAUAUGACGGUAUUAUGGAACAGAGAAGAUUUUGGUUCGUAACUAAGCAAUCUGUUUAAAACAAAAGUCUUGUUUGAAAGGUUUGGUUAAAUUGGGGGGGGGGGUUGGUCUUGUGAAUUGCUUUAGGUGAUGGGGAAUUGGAGUAACUUCUGUUUACAAGCAAACUACUUGUGUUCUUUUCUGCAACAGAGUGGACAGAAAAAAAUAGCUCUUUUUUUACAGUAGCAGGGGUUCCUUUAUUACACCUAUUUACAAUUUACUGAAAGCCAUUUAUCUAUAUACAAUGCAAAUACUGCAUGGGUUCUAUUGAUGUCCACAGCAUGUACCUCUACUCUCCAUCCACUUUGUGGAACGGGGAAAUUAGGGACUUCAGACAGUGUGGCAGUUUAUCACUUCUGUUUCAUUUAGUAUUUUUUCUUUUUUAAGAACAACUUUGGCCUCACAUAUUUGGACUUGUUUCGGCUUGGGACCCCAAAUAACCUGAUUCAUACCAGGAAGCAAACUUUAAACCUUUUAAGACAAAAUAUGUGAGAACACCAGGUAAAGAAACCUGCUUGCUGUGCUCUCCAACAGGGUUAACUGGUACUCGGUAAAUACUUUUAAAUAUUUAAAUAUCAGCUACAUCGUCAAUAAUGUCAAACAACUAUACUCAACAUAUUUUAAUCCAUUAAAAAACUGAAUUUGACAAUGCCAGAUUUUGAACCUUUUUAAAAAAACAGAAAUGCUGUGGCAUAAGCCUUUGUACAUAUUUUAUAACAAUUGUUUAUUUCCCCAUUUCAGUCUUUGUUUCGUAUUUAUAUUAAAUGGAUUAUUGUAAGUUUUGUUGGAGUAGUUUAGACAAGUAUUUGACAAACCUCACCUACUUUUUACUGUAUAUAUUAUACAGUAUGGGUAUAGAUAAAGUAUUUGUACGGAUGAUUUGGCAUGUGCAGAGAGGGUUUCUUGUUUUAAAAAAAGUCUUCAACCAAAAAGUGAAGAGUUCAUAAAUAAAAAUUCAUAUGAAGUACAACUA
This is a messenger RNA of Patiria miniata (bat star), 4312 nucleotides long. RefSeq names its product LIM domain-binding protein 2-like. The record is from RefSeq and is a predicted model, not a curated record. Gene Ontology annotation, cellular component: transcription regulator complex; nucleus. Bases 468 to 1718 code for a protein of 416 amino acids. Lineage: Eukaryota; Metazoa; Echinodermata; Asteroidea; Valvatida; Asterinidae. Gene Ontology annotation, biological process: nervous system development; positive regulation of transcription by RNA polymerase II; negative regulation of transcription by RNA polymerase II. Gene Ontology annotation, molecular function: LIM domain binding. The transcript has 11 exons.